GUUUCUCCUAGCGGAAAACGCAGGGAUACGUAUGGCCAUGACUGUCCGAACAAUUGGGAAAUUGAGAAGGGUACACACGCGUCAUGCUAUAUGAUCGGAUGGCUGAGAAGUGAGGAUCACCUGAACUGGACCUGUGGAACAAUUUUGUGAGGACACAAGGCUGAUAAAAUCAACUAGGGAGCGUGGCUGCCACAAGUUCAUCACCCUCUCAUAAGUCACCAAACCCCCCUUCCCCUUUUUUAAAAGUCCAAAUUCUUCAAUAUUGCAACCUAACAUCACAGGGAUCAAAAGGUUAGACCUUUACGCCCAAAUUCCAGCUAAAAGAAUUUUCCGAAUUCAAUGGCUUCCAUGGCUAUGGCUCAAGUUGGAUUUUCAUUCGGUAGGGCGCCUUCGUCAUCCGUUUCAGUAAAGCCGAGGAGAAUGGUGGUGGUGCGGGCGGAGACCAUUAACCCAGACAUCAGGAAGACCGAAGAUAAAGUGGUGGACUCCGUUGUUGUUACGGAACUCGCCAAACCUCUCACUGCUUAUUGCAGGUGCUGGCGAUCUAAGACCUUCCCUUUAUGCGAUGGCACCCAUGUGAAGCACAACAAGGCUACGGGAGAUAAUGUUGGACCUCUGUUAGUGAAGAAGUAAUAGCAACGUUAGACUCCCAACUUUUGCAGCUUCAGGACUAUAUGGUGUUUUGGAAUUGUCAUAGUUACGUUCAACAGAACGAUCUCUCAUAUAUGGAUUUGCAAAUAAGUGAAGAAAUCAAGAAACCAUUGCACAUGGUGUUUAUUAUGUUUAAUCACGUCAAUGGCUUUAUUAAAGUUUCUUGGCAUAUUGGUAAGCACAAGCAGCAUUGAAUGUCUCCACUCUCCACCUCACCAAAUGGUACCCAGUACUCCAUUAGCGAGCAAACAUGAAUGGUUCUCCGGAAAAGCCGAAAAAGGACAACCGGUUCAUCCAAACAAACUAAUCAUCAGAAUUCACUUUCCUUAGAAUGAUUUUUUUUUUUUCCCAAAAUAAACGGAUGAUUAUUGUUUUCCCCACUUAAUCACAAUUCACAACAUUCUCAGCUUUAUUAAUUUCUAUAAUUAGUAUUAUACCCUAGAUUGUGCGAAUUUUACUAUAGUUUAUAAUAACAUUAAUAUACCAUUAUUUUCUUAUAAAAUGUGUCACAUUUUUAAUUUA
Messenger RNA from Oldenlandia corymbosa var. corymbosa, 1173 nucleotides. The record is from the annotation of a GenBank genome assembly. NCBI's taxonomy places the organism in Eukaryota, Viridiplantae, Streptophyta, Magnoliopsida, Gentianales, Rubiaceae.